Molecule: messenger RNA, 4094 nt
Organism: Anolis sagrei ordinatus
Lineage: Eukaryota; Metazoa; Chordata; Lepidosauria; Squamata; Anolidae
Source: RefSeq, a predicted model, not a curated record
AUUCAAAAGGGCGAAAUGGGACAAAAGCGGAGAGGGGUUGCGCCGGGCUUUCUUGCUGAGCUUGGGCAUUCCCCUCCGGCCCCUUCCUUCCUUCCUUCCUUCUGCCCCUCCCUCGCUCCCGCCUUCAGGAAUCCCGGGGGCGGGGCUAGCCCGGAAGAGCCAGAGGCGCGUGCGUCAAGGCGCGUGCGCGCGUGGCAAGUCGGGGUCCCAGAGCCGCCGGGCUGGGAGAGGAGCGUCGGGAAAUCGCGGGGCCCAGUGUUCCUCACAGAGGAUAAAGCCAAUUCUGUCUUAAAAAGAUACCCCCGGGCCAAUGGACUUUUGGAAGAAUUAAAACAGGGAAACAUUGAACGUGAAUGCUAUGAGGAGCGCUGUGAUAAGGAAGAGGCAAGAGAAGCGUUUGAAAACGAUGAGAAGACAAUGGAGUUUUGGAAAGAGUAUACACAUGGACUUCAUGGAGAAAGUAAUGCAGGACACAACUGGUAUCCAUUUUAUCUUGUGUUCCCGUUAAUCAUUGGCCUUUUCAUCAUUCUUCUGAUCAUAUUUCUCACCUGGAGGUGCCUGUUCAAAAAGAAAAUGCGCCGAAGGUCCAUGUAUGCACAUAGCAGAACCAGAGAAUCCUCUGGCAACACAACAAUUGGUGAUGGUAGAAGUUCCCUUCCUCAGCCACUUAGCAUUCUUCAUUCUCCCCAGGAAGAGAUGUUUGAAGAUAAUGGACACUCCCCGGGAUAUUUUAGCUACAUGGAUGGGCAUGCAGAUUCAGUAUCAAUAAGGCUUUCAAGCUGUGACCCACCACCAUCAUAUGAAGAAGUUGCUGGUGAAAUCUCUGGUGAAAGUGGCAUGAGAAGAAUUCAAACUGCAAGUCCCUUGGAUCCGCCUCCCCAGUAUGAAGACAUCAUGAAUAGCAUGUCAGUACCUCCAGUUACUAUCAAAUGAUCCAAGAGGAAUGAAUACCUGCUCGUUUCUUAGGAGGAUUUUUUAAAUUCAAAAAAACCUUAAGACUUUGAGCACCUUAUUUCAGCUUGAUGUUUAUACCUAUAACAGUUCUUAAUGCAUUACACCAUUUUCUCUUAUAUUGCAAAUUUGGUUUGCUUUUUGGGAUUUCCUGCCAUCCCCCCAGAAAAGGAAAACAGUCUACAAUAAUCACUAUGUAUAGUUCCAGAGGUGCCAUUUCAAUUGGUUGCUAUUCCUUUCUAUACUGAAAGUGGGUUUGGAGUUACAGACAUAAAGGGCUCAAUAAUAGCAAUACAAAAAGGGAGUUGAAUCAAAAUGGCAAUUUUUUCCACAGCCAAACAGAAGCAAAUAAAUUCCUUGGCACAAAGGGUUAUACUGAUCGUAACCAAAGAGAGCCGAUGGCCAUAAGUAAAGAAAUUGGAAAUAGUUAUGAAAAAUGCAGUAUGUGGGUCACUUAACUGGUGUGUUUAAGCACAAAAGGUAUUUUUCUUGGGAAGUUACUCAGCAUUUCUAAUAUUAGAAUGUUGGAACCACAUAUUGACAGUCACAAUUACUUUUUGGUCUUCUCUUCCAUGCAGUUAGAACCAUACCUGCCUACUACAAUAAUAGUUAGGAAUACAAAAGUUAAUGGAAUGGGGAGGAGGGAAAUGUAACUAUAUGUGGCUAAUACACAAAUCAUCACUGCACCAUAUGUCCAUAUGUAUUGUUCUUGUACCAGGUAUCAAAUAUGCAAUGAUCAAGUAGUCUACCUGUCUGGAUAAACCUUUUCCUUAAUUUACUGAGAAGAACAUAGUCCCACUGUAUUACUUAACUCUGGGGUCCAAUGGAAGUGAAUCUUACCAGUUUUUCACUGCAUUUCAGCCAUUUGCCCACAUUUAUUUUGGUUUUCUUCCUUUCAAGGUAGGAGAAGGAUCACUGCUCUGGGCUGCAAUAUUGAGCUUUUGAGUUGGAUUAGCUUUUUUACCUCAACAAAGAAGUUCCUUUAAAGAUGGCUGUUCUCUGUUUUGUGUGUGUGUGUGCUAACUUUUAAAGGCAGAUCAUAAUACUAUAUUUAUACCAGGAAAUUGAAAGUGAACUCUUUCAGGAAUUGUUUAUUGAUAUCGGAUUGUGAGUUGUUUUGUGGAUGGAUGAUGGAUUUCAGAAAUUACUCCUCACAACACACUAGUGAUUCUCCCAGGUGACAUUAGUUGGCAGUGAGUUUGACAGUGGUGUAGGCCAAAACAUCCGGGGACCUACAGGUUGAGAACCACUGCAUAGAGAUACAUAUUUUCAGUGGGCAUCGCCUUCACCCCUUCAUCUUCAUGGGAUGAUGACAUAAACCUUUAAGAAGUAAAGGAAUAAGGCAGUAAGGGAAGAAGUUAUGCUGUUCAUGGAACUUGAAGGUAAAAGAUGGAAUUAAUUGAGCUUUUGAUCUGCUUGUUUGGUUAAACAUCAUUUUUCCUGUGGUGUUCUCAGUUGUGGCUGUUAGAAUACAAAAUCAGGUUUUUGUUUUUAUGUGAGACUGUUUUUAAUCUGCUGCUGUUAUUUGAAGUGGGUAUAUUUUCAUGAACUCUGGAAAUAACUCAUUAUGAUGAAUGCAGAACCAUGUUGGAGUGGUUUUUCCAAGUGUUAUUAAAUGGAACAAAGUAGUGUUAAUUUUUACAGCUUUAUAUAUAAUUAUCCUCUGCUUUUUCCCCUUUGCUUGUCUGCAUUUGCUGCCUUGUGUGUUCCCUUUUCUGUUUCUGCCUUCUAACCAAUUUCUCAAGACUUUCGCAUUUGGAUCAGUGAUAGUCAUUGUUGGCACUAAAUCAAGAAAAAGCCACUUGAAUCUGUUCAUAUAUUAUACAGUACUGUACCACUGACUCUCAUUUCUUGGUUCUCAACAAGGCACAUCUAUAUUUUCCAUGAGGGAAUUGAUAAUUUUUACUUUUUUACAAGGGUCAGCUUUCCUUCUUAGAGGAAUUAAUCAUCCUUUCUGUAGCAGGGAAGUUUUUACUUUCUUGAUUGUGACCACUUAUCAGUCUUCCCCCAUCUCCCAAAUAAUUAAUAACCUUGAGGAAUCUUUGCAAGCACUCAAAUAUACUUGGUCAAAAAAGCCCAUUCAGUAAACUUAACUAAUUUUGGCAGAGUUAUUCUUCAGCAAACUGCUUACCUUUGUUUAUGUCAAUUAUAUAUUAGUAUACACUGAUAUGUACACAAUCACCUAAAAAUACUACUGCCAAAAGGUUUAUUUUAAUAUGUACAGGAAGAAAUUGACAAGUGUGCAUAACGUGGUGUAAGUUUGGUCUUUUGAGUCACAUUCAUCUAAUAACCCAUUGUGGGUGGUCCCGAUGCCUGUUUUUGGUUUUUUAAAAUUUUGCUACAACACACUUGGUCAGAAUUCAUUUAUUCCUGUGUUAAGGUGCUUCAUGUCUAUUCUACAAAUUAUUUGUGGUGCAGCAGAGAGAAAUCUAGACUUCUGGGCAAUUAUGUGUUGGUUUCUGUGUUGCUGUGCACCAAGAAUAAAAAUAGUAUGAGUUUUUUUAAUAACUAAAAUACAAAUAUCUGCUUUCACAGUACUUCAGUUUGUUCCUACCUUUGUAGAUGUUUUUUUUUCUUUUGUUGCAGUGAUUCCAGUUCUAUGAACUAUUGAAACUAUUGAACUAUUGAACUAUGUGAACUAUUGAAAUUCUAAUAUUCCAAUUAGAAUAUUUUUCUGCUUUGCCAUUUUGAUUUGAUCAAAUUUAAAUAAUCCAGCAUACAGCAAUUUAUACAGAGCUUUUAUUUUUUCAUUAUAUACUUAACUAUUUUUAAAUAAAAUUAUUGCCUUGCAAUGUAAUAUAAUAAGACAUAUAACCUCACAUCUCAGUGUUCUAGGUGUGUGAAUGUAUUAUUUUCGGUUGACUAUUAAUAGUUCAUACAUAAAGAAUAAAAUGUCAUUAUCUUGUGAUGUUCCAAAUACUUCUAAGUUACUAAAGACCAGUCAGAAUGUAGAAACUGUUGUUUUUUCCAAUAACUGUUUGACUCCUGUGACAAUUUGUUCAUUCUUUAAAAUACAUAAAUAACCUCAACUUGACUGCAGUAUUAAAUAUUUUUAUCUAUGGUUUACAUUUAAAUUGUGCUAUUUUAAAAAUACUUUGGGGGCUUUUAUGCUAAAUAAAGUUGGCUUUUCUUUUUUAAAAAAA